GCCGCGGCGCGGGGCGGAGCCGGCACCGGGGCAUCCUCCCUUCCCUGCCUGCCUCCCUCUCUCCCUGCCGCCCGCCCGGCAUCGCCGCGGCGGCAGCGCGGCCGGAGGGUGCUGCCAGCGCCGGGCGGGAGCGGCGGAGCGCCGCCGGGGGUGCGCGGAGAUGCUGUCCUACAGCGUGCUGGACGCCAACGUGGUGGACGUGGAGAAGCGGAGGAACCCCUCGAAGCACUACGUCUAUAUCAUCAAUGUAACAUGGUCUGACCUGACUUCCCAGAUCAUCUACCGGAGAUACAGCAAGUUCUUUGACCUGCAGAUGCAGCUUCUGGACAAGUUCCCUAUUGAAGGAGGCCAGAAAGACCCCAAGCAAAGAAUCAUUCCUUUUCUACCAGGCAAGAUUCUGUUCCGGAGGAGCCAUGUCCGAGACGUAGCUGUGAAGAGGCUAAAGCCCAUCGACGAGUACUGCAGGGCACUGGUUCGGCUUCCUCCUCAUAUUUCCCAGUGCGAUGAAGUCUUCAGGUUUUUCGAGGCUCGCCCGGAAGACCUUAACCCUCCAAAAGAGGACUAUGGAUCUUCAAAGAGAAAAUCAGUUUGGAUGUCCAGUUUGUCUGAGACUCCAAAAAAGAGCGUCACUCCAGGUGCUGAUGCUAGCUCUGAACCCAUGAUCCUGGAGCAAUAUGUGGUGGUGUCCAACUAUGAGAAGCAGGAGAACUCUGAGAUCAGCCUCCAGGCUGGAGAAGUAGUGGAUGUCAUAGAGAAAAAUGAAAGCGGUUGGUGGUUUGUGAGCACAGCAGAGGAGCAGGGAUGGGUCCCUGCUACAUACCUGGAAUCCCAAAAUGGAACCAGAGAUGACUCUGACAUCAACACAUCUAAAUUUGGGGAAGUUUCUAAGCGACGCAAGGCUCACCUGAGACGCCUGGACCGGCGAUGGACGCUGGGCGGGAUAGUCAACAGGCAGCAGAGUCGAGAAGAGAAAUAUGUCACUAUCCAGCCGUACGCCAGCCAGGGGAAGGAUGAGAUUGGGUUCGAGAAAGGGGUCACCGUGGAGGUCAUCCAAAAGAACCUGGAAGGAUGGUGGUACAUAAGGUAUCUAGGCAAAGAGGGCUGGGCCCCAGCUUCAUAUCUGAAGAAGGCUAAAGAUGAUCUUCCAUCUAGAAAAAAGAACUUAACUGGGCCAGUGGAAAUCAUAGGAAAUAUCAUGGAGAUCAGUAACCUGCUGAACAAGAAAUCAUCCACUGACAAGGAAGCUCAAGUAGAAAAUGAGACUGCAGAAACACAUAUCACCAAGAAGGAAAUCAGUUUGCCCAUCCUGUGCAAUGACUCUAAUGGCAAUGCCAUGAUGACCUCAGACAAGCAGGUUUCCAGACUGGCCCAGGGAUCCCCAGCCAUAGCAAGGAUAGCACCACAAAGAGCUCAAAUAAGUUCUCCAAAUCUAAGAACGAGACCGCCCCCACGAAGAGAAUCCAGUCUGGGUUUUCAGUUACCCAAGCCACCAGAGCCACCCUCUGUGGAAGUGGAAUAUUACACCAUUGCAGAGUUCCAGUCGUGUAUCUCUGAUGGCAUAAGCUUUCGUGGAGGACAAAAAGCAGAGGUUAUAGAAAAGAAUUCUGGUGGCUGGUGGUAUGUGCAGAUUGGAGAGAAGGAAGGAUGGGCUCCAGCAUCUUACAUUGACAAGAGGAAGAAGCCGAAUUUAAACAGAAGAACCAGUACUUUAACCCGCCCAAAGGUUCCUCCCCCAGCACCUCCCAGUAAACCAAAAGACUCUGAAGAAGGAACAACUUCUGGAGCAGUUUCUUCAGGAGAUACCCAGGAAUCUCCCCACAAGCUGAAAUAUGAAGAACCUGAGUAUGAUGUGCCUGCUUUUGGCUUUGACUCGGAGUGUGAAGUGAGUGAAAGUCAUCAUGAAGAGGGCACUCCUGAAAAACGACUGUUUCAGCCCCUCAAGCCCUCACCUGUAUCAUCACUUCAGAAAGCAAAGUUCAAAGUAGAAGAGUCUUCAGAAGAAGCUGCUCAUGAAGAAGAGACCAUCUAUGAGAACGAGGGAUUCAGACGUUACGUGGAAGAUGCUUUGUCCAAUAAGGAAUCUAGUGGAGAUUCCGAUUCUCAGAAAAGUUCCUCUCUGUCCUUGAUCCAAAGGAAUUCUCCAUGUUCCAGCUCUCCUAAAUCAUCGCUCAUGAAGCUCAAGACAGACAAAAACAUCCAGCCCGACCUUGGAAAAUGUCACUAUUCCAGGAGCGAGGAGACAAAACCAAGGUCAGCUUCAGACGUUGGCUUACGUAGCAUGUCAAGAACGGGCAUGAAGAAGGAGCCUGAGCAGAGUCCUUCCAUUAGAGCAAAGCCAAUUGUUAGGCCCAAACCCUUUCUGAACAAGGCAGAUUCUCAGAGCCAAGAAAAGAUGGAUAUUAGCACUUUAAGGCGUCAGUUGAGGCCAACCGGGCAGCUCAGAGGUGGACUUAAAGGUUCAAGAAGUGAAGAGUCUGCAAGCCCCCCACGCACAGCUUCUGAGAACCAAGAUGACCCUGUUAGGAGAGGCUCAGCUGAUCUCAUCACAGCUCCUUCCCGUGGCAUUUUCUGCUCCAGCCAUACUGCCAAAACUGAGCAAGAAAAUGAUUCCAGAUGUUUCUAUGUGACCACUGACUCAUACCAAAAGGUACAGGAUUCUGAAAUUUGCUUCCCAGCCGGAGUAGAAGUGGAAGUGCUGGAAAAGCAAGCCAGUGGAUGGUGGUACCUGAAGUACGGAGAUAUGGAAGGCUGGGCUCCUUCCCAUUAUUUGGCUCUCCCUGAUAACCAACGAGAAACCACAUCAGCAGACGCUGAUUCCUCGUUUGCCAGGAACAGGAAAAAUGAAAACAAGUCAAACAGUUUGGAGAAGAUAGAGAAGAGGGUUCAGGCUUUGAACACCAUCAACCAGAGCAAACGUGCAACACCACCCAUCCCAAGCAAACCUCCCGGUGGCUUUUCAAAAGCAUCAGGGCCAGUUAAAAUGAGGAAUGGUGUGAGGCAGCUUGCUGUCCGUCCACAGUCAGUGUUUGUGUCUCCGCCACCAAAGGAUAACAACCUGUCAUGCUCCUUGCGCAGAAAUGAGUCUUUAACAGCUACAGACCAACUUAGGGCCGUCCGUCGGAAUUCCUCCUUCAGCAAUGCAUGGUCACAGCCUGGUGACACAAAGGGAAAGCAGCCUGAGCAGCUGGGUACACAUAGCUCUGAGACCACCUCCAACCUCCCUAUGCAGAGGAAUGGGAUCCCUGUGUCCACAGUCAGGCCAAAACCCAUUGAGAAGUCCCAGUUUAUCCACAACAAUCUCAAGGACAUCUAUGUUUCCAUUGCAGACUAUGAAGGAGAUGAGGAGACUGCGGGGUUUCAGGAAGGUGUCUGCAUGGAGGUCCUCGAAAGGAACCCAAAUGGCUGGUGGUACUGCCAGAUCAUGAAUGGUGUGAAGCCAUUCAAAGGCUGGGUGCCCUCAAAUUAUUUGGAAAAAAAGAACUAAUAUUGCAAUAUCUUUAACCUCCCUAAUUUAUACUGUUCCUGCUGUGUACAUGUGGAAAAAACAAUUGCUACACAAAAAGACGUUUCCCUGUGCUCCAGUUUGUACAAAGGAGUCUAUACUGAGGACAAAUCUGCCAUGUUCUGGAGAGGUUUGUGGGGUUUACAUGUUGUAAGCAACUAUGAGGAAGAUGCAGCAUAGUCAAAUGCCUUUUUGUGAAGUUGUUAAUAAUCUUGUAUGUGUAACAGGGUAUGACAUCCCAUCCUUCCCAUUAUUGAUAGGAAACCAAAUGUGUGCCUUUUGUGAGAGAGAAAUACACAUGUAUCUACUUGGGGAGUUCUGUGCCAAACUCUGUUUCACAAUCUUGGCUCCCUUUCUCCUCAUUCUUGUCCAUAUGUGGAAUACCCAAGAAUUUUGAAUGCUUUUCCACAACUUACAGUGAGAAGCAAAUGAAAGUUUCUGAAACAGAGGGACUCUAA
Pipra filicauda (Wire-tailed manakin) is the source of this 3960-nucleotide messenger RNA. It is a transcript of the gene SH3PXD2A, whose product is annotated as SH3 and PX domains 2A. The record is from RefSeq and is a predicted model, not a curated record. The transcript is spliced from 15 exons. Gene Ontology annotation, molecular function: protein binding; superoxide-generating NADPH oxidase activator activity; phosphatidylinositol binding. Bases 161 to 3484 code for a protein of 1107 amino acids. NCBI's taxonomy places the organism in Eukaryota, Metazoa, Chordata, Aves, Passeriformes, Pipridae. Gene Ontology annotation, biological process: superoxide anion generation.